Molecule: messenger RNA, 1306 nt
Organism: Lathyrus oleraceus (garden pea)
Lineage: Eukaryota; Viridiplantae; Streptophyta; Magnoliopsida; Fabales; Fabaceae
Exons: 3
Coding region: 1-657 (218 amino acids)
Source: RefSeq, a predicted model, not a curated record
AUGGAUUGUCCCAGGUACAAAACUCCCAAGGUGGACCAACUGACUACUGUAGCAGCCGACCUCUAUGUUCAUGAGCAUUCAUCGUCCCUUUCUUUUAUCAAGAAAAAUUGGGGUGACUGCGCAUCCACUACUGUUGAAAAGGGUUCUGUUAAACAUGUCAUUUUGUCACGGGAUGCUGAGUCGGAGGCUCUUACUCCUUUCUUUCGGUUCCCUACCAUUCUUCCCUCUCGGGUACCCAUCACUCUAGAGGAAUUUGCUAUUGGUGUGGCCACUGAGGACCUAGCUUUCGUCCAGAACCAAUUUGUGGAUGACAUACUAGGUCUUUUUGUGGAUGCUUCUUACACCCUAUCCAAGGCCGAAUAUCUGAUUUCAAUGGUAGCCGCUGGCCAGGAUGAUGUGUUAGGUUUCGGCGAAGUUGUUAGGGAGCGAGAAGAACUGAAAAAGAAGUGCGAGACCCUUGCGCGAGAGAAUUCCAAACCUGAGGAGGAAUUGGUUGAGUUGUGGAAAAAGGUCGAGCUUGUUGACUCUUUGCAGGAGAAGGUGAAGCAAUAUAGUUCUUUGUCGGCUUUGGCUGCUAAGUUAGCGGAGUUGAAGGCAUCUCUUAACGAGGGAGUGAAAUAUUGGAAGAAGACUUCUGAAGGUGUGGCGAAGGCGUGACGUGAGUUCGAAGUAGAUCACAAAGCUCUUCAGUAGAAGAAAUAUGAUUGAGCCAAAUUUGUGAAAGGCCUUGAGGAGAACUUGUUGUUACGCGAAAGAAAUCUCAGGAUUCCAUUAAAUGGUCUAUGAAAUUCGUGUACCAUAUCUGUGAUCAGAUGUUAGAGCUGGCGCGAGAAUUUUAUCCCGACAUUUCUGUCACUUCAAAUCAACUGAUUUCCUUCCAAGCCAUUCAUAGAGAGAACGACGAAGAUGGUUCAGGUGUAUUGGAGUCGGGUUUAAGGCCACGCCUUAUGACAUGUAUGUCCCCCCGACUCCUUUGAGGAACCAGAAAUGGAGGAGAUUAAAGCUACGGUGGAACAAAGCUCUGUGAGCGAUUUGGUGAUGCGGCUUCUUGGACCGAAGGUUACGAUCGUGACACAUCUUGAAUUAGAGACAUUGAUCUUGAAUUGGUGUUGCUAAUAUCUAGUACGGUGGACCAUAAAGGGUUUGAUUGCAUGGGUUGCACUCCAAGGCCCAAGUCAGUUAAGGUUCAAGAUAAUCGUAGUGAGAGUAGAAAUUAGAGAUUGUGUCCUUAAAACCCUCUUGAAAUGUAUUUAUACCUUAGGUCUUAUGAUCAAUGAAGUAGGCGAGACGAGUGGGUCUAAUCUUA